Formica exsecta is the source of this 1727-nucleotide messenger RNA. RefSeq lists its product as uncharacterized. Lineage: Eukaryota; Metazoa; Arthropoda; Insecta; Hymenoptera; Formicidae. Bases 1 to 1446 code for a protein of 481 amino acids. The transcript has a single exon. The record is from RefSeq and is a predicted model, not a curated record.
AUGCACGCGUUGGGAUUGUCCGCGAUUCUCCUGUUAUGCCAUGCUUCGAUCACCGUGACCUACCCGAUGACGACAACGAUGACGACAACGAUGACGGAAGUCGUACACGAAACAAACGCGCCGACAAAGUGCUGCGUUGCCGACUACGCGUUUGAUGAGAAUCUCAAAUGCAUCCAUGUGGAACUGAACAAGUUCAACUACACCACGCACGACGCCUGGCAAACGAUAUCGUCCGAGCCUCUCCAACAGAUUGUUACAAUGUUCGCGUUCGUGCCUGGCUUGAGCUGCCGCGUCGACGACGCCGACACGAACCGUCACCCCGUGCGCGGCUACGCGACGUUCCUCGAACCAAAAGAUUAUUGUAUCGAGAAUAUGAUCAACGGCACGAUAGUGCUCAUCAAGUGUACGGAGAUGGCUUUAAAUAAGGAAAACUGGACGGAAACGAUGAUGGUGACGAAGACUACGAUGAUCAUCACCGUAACAGCCAUCACCACCAUCACCACUAUGGCUAACAUGACGAAGGAAGACAGAGAGGAAAACGUUCACCAUAAUAACAACCUGAGAACGGUCUUUUUCUGGGGCGCGCAGACCUAUAUGGAUACCAACGUGGCCCACGUAAUUCUUUGCAUCAUCGUAGUUGUGGUGUAUCUAUCCGUUCCGAAACUGGGCAAGAGCAUCUACAAUCGCGCGGUGCUACGUCACAACGUUUGCCUGCUGCUGCAGGGAUGCAUUCUGAUGUUCCUCGGCUUCUGCGAACUGUGCAAUUGUCCGAUGAGCGAUGACUUCGCCACGUUUCUAUGGAUAGUGUUGCAGUACUUCACGAACGCCACUGUGUUCUGGCUCAAUGUGAUCUGCUUCGACAUGACACUGUCGAUUACACGGUUUCGGUGGAUGGUAGGAUUCGGUCAGCAGACCAAUCAGGAGGAGAACAGGCGACUUCUUCUGUACGGCGUCUUUGCCUGGGGCAGUGCUCUCAUCCCUGCCAUCGUUGCCUUCAUCCUGGAAUUUUUCCACGGAAUCCCGGAUGAUUUUCCGUUGAAACCGAAUUAUCGUCGGUAUCGCGGCGGUCCAAACUUGGUGGUAAACAUCUACUUCUUCGGCAUACCGCUGUUGACGCUCUUUUGGAAUAACGUGUUAUUCGUGUUCACCACGUACAAGAUCAUACGGAUACAACAAAGCACGGAGAUAGCGACGAGAAAUAACACCAACGCCCUUAAGAAGAAGUAUUUCCUCUUCCUGCAGUUGUACCUGCUGAUGGGCGCGCCCUGGUUCUUCGGCCUGCUCUUUGCCUGCCUAAACAAACUCGUGGUGCUCAAGAUAUGCCGGAUGAUAUGGCCGAUAUUGUGGCUCCUGAUGCUCGCCACCCACAAGAAAAUGCGACAGAAGCUUGCGAGCAGCUUGCGGUGCAUCACAAAGAAACGAGAAACUACCGCGACGAAUACGUAAAGAUAACAGCCCUAAUUACUUUGCGCAAUUAAAAUCCGUGUUUUGAAAAAAAAUACGCGAUAAACCAGUAUUCGUCGAUCGCAUUUGAAGCGUAGAAAAUCACGAGAUACCCGUCUAUCGUCAUCGUCAUUACGCAAUUUUGUGGCGACGAUGAAGUUCCUCUUGUUAUCGUCGCGCUCGCGCGCUGCGAGCAUUUGCAUUUUUUUCUUGCGCAAGCCGUAGGAACCCCCCCGUGGAGGAAAAAAAAAACAGAGAAAACAAAGCAAAGAAUCAACGGUCGU